This is a messenger RNA of Saccoglossus kowalevskii, 1390 nucleotides long. RefSeq lists its product as uncharacterized. The record is from RefSeq and is a predicted model, not a curated record. Gene Ontology annotation, molecular function: protein binding. Gene Ontology annotation, cellular component: membrane. NCBI's taxonomy places the organism in Eukaryota, Metazoa, Hemichordata, Enteropneusta, Harrimaniidae.
AUGUCGAGAGAAGAAAGAGCUAGUGCCCCACUUACCGAGGAAAUGAAGAAUGAAAUUGAUGAGUAUUUUUUCAACCUAUAUUGUACAAGAUGGCGAGAACCUGAACCAGCCUGGAUGUAUGCCCGUGUACCUUCUAUUAUGAUGUGGGACGACCAUGAAAUCAUCGACGGUUAUGGUAGUCGUACAAUGUGUCCUGUAUUUGAUGGAAUUUACGACGCUGGUAGAAAAUAUAUGUUACUGUUUCAACUACGGUGUCUAAGAGAUGCCAAAUCGAUGGAAGGUGAUAUGGUCCUUCAUUCAAGACACUGUUUCGCCUGGUUAAACCCAUGGCCUGGUCACAACAAACGGGAUUUGCCAAUAUCAUUCUACGUCCGUUACAGAGAUGUGGCAUUCCUAAUGCUAGAUACACGGUCUGAGCGUACACCCACGCGUGUAAUGAGCGACGAUUCGUGGACACGAGUCACCAAUGUUUUGGAGUCAAUGGAAGGUGUUCAACAUGUGUAUAUCGUUUCUAGUUUGCCGCCAGUAUUUCCAACCAUGGACAUUGCUUACACAGCGUUACGAAUAAUUCCAGGAGUACACGAAUCGGAAGACGACUUUUUGGAUCAUUGGAAUAGUACUGAUAACCGUAAAAAAGAACGAGACAGGUUUUUCAGUAUAAUGGUUAAAUUCUCCGAGAAAAUGAAAACCAAGGUGUCAGUGUUGUCUGGUGAUGUUCAUCUUGCGUGCUGGGGUAAACUACACACAGAGUCAGGGACGGUAAUCAACAUACCAACGUCGUCAGCUAUUGUCAAUAAACCACCGCCUAAGCUUAUGAUGCCAUAUCUAUACUUAUCGUAUAAUAAUAAGAGUGUUGAUAUACCUGGUAUUGGAAAAGCGGUUAUGAGCAUGCAACCAGUCGGCAGAGAGAAUGCCAAGUGUACAUUCCUUGUCACGCAAAACUUUAUGACGUUUUCCCCGGCGACAACUAACAAGGGACAAUUAGUUUACAACACAAAAGUAAUUGGAAAACCGGACGUGUUAUUUACGUCACGUGGUCUUGCCCAGCCACAUAUAUUUACCAAUUAUAUUGGACCGUAUGCAGUUGAAAAACUUAACACCAACUCUAAUUGCUGUAAUGUACUUUAGGAGAUGUAUAGGUGUAUGGAACAGUACGGGACAGAUGAUAUAAGGUGUUAUAAGAACGUAGUUUGUGAUUAACUAUGCAUAUAGUACAAUGUACUUACAUUUAUCACCAACAUUUUACUACAGCUGUUAAUUUGAAAUUAUUUUGAGAUAGGAAUAUAUCAUUUAAGUUCGGAUUUAUAAAUGACCAUAUUACAGACGGUUUGUUUGUUUAUGUUGUAUUGAUUGUCUCGCAUUUUCUUGUACAUAGGGUAUUGUAUUUUUA